This is a messenger RNA of Laetiporus sulphureus 93-53, 339 nucleotides long. RefSeq lists its product as uncharacterized. The annotation marks the transcript as partial. The transcript has a single exon. Lineage: Eukaryota; Fungi; Basidiomycota; Agaricomycetes; Polyporales; Laetiporaceae. The record is from RefSeq and is a predicted model, not a curated record.
AUGGCCUUCAACCAAGUUACUGCGACAUCCCUGACCCCUUCACGGCCUGCCCCGGCAGCACCCAUGCAGCGCGGACCUGUCGCCCACGCCUUGUCCUCUUCCGGUUACGUGUCUUCCUUCUCCGUUGGCACAUCCUCACCCUCAGGCUCGUCAUAUGCUUCCUCCUACUCCGGCAUCGGUGGAUCGCCAAAUCGGGGCUCAGACAUGUCUUCAAACUCUCGUGUUGUACGAAGUGGGGCCGUUGCUGUGAAGGAGGAUGGCCUGGUCAGUUGGUUGUGGAGGCCGAAAUGGCUGGUGUUGAAGGAGCAGACGCUCUCGAUACACAAGAGCGAGGUGAGC